AUGGAUCUAUCCUUGAAUGAUCCACUGCAGACUUUGGACUAUAUGAUACCCUUCAGAGCAAUACAAGACCUCUCGACAACUGUCCACCGAUUCCAAACCUCUUUAAAAACUCUUAUUCCAGAGAUCACACCGCAGCAGAAGAGAGCAGAAUCAGGAGAGGCCACAGAAUUGGGCCAUCAAGACGGACAAGCAGAUCGCUUCUCGAACGCAAAGUCACGCAAAGGCAUGGCAGACUCGUCUUCGGCAACAAAACUUCUGGCCAUUACCAGCAGAUCACCAUCCCCCUUCAACGGCAAACCCUCGAUCGCCGCAGCUGCAAUCCUAGGGGUCAUCACCUUUGCAGCACUCCUCUUCCUUGCCAUAUGGUACAUUCGACACAGACGAAGACGCCGACAACACAAACUGGUGGCUCAAAACCAAGACUUUGGCCAGUCCGAAAUAACCCUCGCCGAAGACACGAGCAAGACCCUGGAUGACUUUCUCAUGAAGGAUGUCCCGCUCGCACGAACCUCUCUCAUGUUCAGUCGCAGCCGGUCGCCCUCCAUCACAUUCGUCGUUGACGAGGCGGAGCAUCCGGGCUUGAACAAACAGGGUCGGAAUAGCUACGCCGCUUCGAGCAAUAGCCUGACCAAAUUCGAAACCUUGACUCGUAUAUCGACGGAUGGACCGAGGCCGAGUCUGCUUUCCUCGGAUUUGACGACUACCACAGCGUCCCAGAGCACGUCGGCCAACUCCUCAUCCAAGCCGGCGUCUACCAGCUCUGCCACGCCACGAGCAUCGAUGUCAUCAUCACAGCUGUGGACGACUAUCACCAGUUCUACGGAUUGUCCCUCCACAACCACCCCGAACCCUCCAUCAACCGCAACACCGACAACCCGCUCAUCCCAGGUAUGGACUACAACUACCGGUUCAACCGAGACCGGCUCCAUGACCAGUCGCGAGACUCAGUCUCGUCUGUCGAACGCCUCGCGGGCUUCGAGUCGAUUGUCUACGCAGGGUGGUGCGCGGUUGAGCAAUGCUGGGAAUACGAGCUUGAGGCGAUAUCAUGCUCGCUCGGGGAGUCGCUCUUCGCAGAAUACCGUUGUUUUGUCUUCGACUGCUGAGUUGGAGUCUAGCGAUUCGGGUCAAGUGCCUUCUAUUCCGUCGACUCCAUCGCCUCUGUUCCGCUUUUCUGAGGAAGCGGGUUGA
This is a messenger RNA of Penicillium cataractarum, 1188 nucleotides long. RefSeq lists its product as uncharacterized. Bases 1 to 1188 code for a protein of 395 amino acids. Lineage: Eukaryota; Fungi; Ascomycota; Eurotiomycetes; Eurotiales; Aspergillaceae. The transcript has a single exon. The record is from RefSeq and is a predicted model, not a curated record.